This is a messenger RNA of Homarus americanus (American lobster), 1378 nucleotides long. RefSeq names its product homeobox protein E60-like. The transcript is spliced from 4 exons. NCBI's taxonomy places the organism in Eukaryota, Metazoa, Arthropoda, Malacostraca, Decapoda, Nephropidae. The record is from RefSeq and is a predicted model, not a curated record. Gene Ontology annotation, biological process: neuron differentiation; regulation of transcription by RNA polymerase II; multicellular organism development. Gene Ontology annotation, cellular component: nucleus. The coding region runs from base 1 to 606 and encodes 201 amino acids. Gene Ontology annotation, molecular function: RNA polymerase II cis-regulatory region sequence-specific DNA binding; DNA-binding transcription factor activity, RNA polymerase II-specific.
AUGGCUAAUUUUCCUGACUGUCAUGUCACCUUUUCUGACCGUCAUGGUUACCUUCCUGACCGUCAUGGCCACCUUUUCCUGACCGUCAUGGCCACCUUCCUGACUGUCAUGGCCACCUUCCUGACCGUCAUGGCCACCUUCCUGACUGUCAUGGCCACCUUACUGACUGUCAUGGCCACCUUCCUGACUGUCUUCCUCAUACUCCUGAUCGCCGCCAUUGUUCUUCCUCUCCUCCUGGCUCUUACAGCUCUGGUUCUCUUUGGUUCUCCCACAGGUCCCAGGACGAGGCGCAUCAAGAAGAGAGAUAAGAAGGACGAGAAGCGGCCCAGGACGGCCUUCACCUCUGACCAGCUGGCCAGACUCAAGAAGGAGUUCCAGGAGAAUAGGUACCUGACGGAGAAGCGGCGGCAGGACCUGGCCAGGGAUCUCGGACUCAACGAAAGCCAGAUCAAGAUUUGGUUCCAGAACAAACGCGCCAAGAUAAAAAAGCAGGCGAAGGGUCAAGCCAACCCGCUGGCACUGCAGCUGAUGGCUCAAGGCCUCUACAACCACUCCACCAUACCCAUCCGUGAGGAGGACGAGGACAAACUCCUUCCUCCUGUAUGAUCCUCGCUCUACGGCGGCGGUGGCGGCGACCCCCUCCACCACCACCACCACCAGGAUCGCUGACGCUCCUGUGUCACCUCUGAGUAGUCCCCUUCCGUGGGAUCUCCUCGCUUUACGGAGGCGGCGACGAGACCUUCCACCCCUAACACUACCAUAACUACCACCACUACAAUUGCUGACGCAAGAACUACACUUCAUGUUAUUACUCUCCUGGCGAGGCGAUCACCACGCCCAUAACCUCCUCCGCCAAGUCGCCUUCCGUAAUAGGAUCUUCGUUCUACGGAGGCAUCAGCGAGCACCACCACAACUACCACUGUGACCGCUGACCCCCACCACCUCCAGACAGUCGCUUACGAUACGUGAAGAACACAUCAACCAGCUCAAGAGGCGAGGGUAAAGCCUCUAAUUCAAGAACAAAUAAACGAAUCAUCGCGCUUGGAUCUUACAAAUACAAACUAUUUUAUAUCCAAGAAAAGGACGAUUCGACCCUAUCAACUCACACCAUCCAUCGCUAGGGAAAACAACACUCGGCAGCCCGGACCUCCCAUUAUUGUGUUGUUUCCUUUUCAACAUGGAGAACACAAACUUGGGUCUGCUCAAUCAUCCAGGUGGACACUGGACUAUGGAUGAUAUAAUGGACGACGAGACGUGAACAGUGGUACACGUCUCUCAUCAUCCACGGGUAUCAUACACCCCCUUACGACCCCUCACUCUCCUCCACGUACCCCCCUCACUACCCUUUACUCUUCUCCACUGACCCUUCCCCACUACC